Messenger RNA from Haemonchus placei, 249 nucleotides. The record is from the annotation of a GenBank genome assembly. Lineage: Eukaryota; Metazoa; Nematoda; Chromadorea; Rhabditida; Trichostrongylidae.
AUGCGUCCAGCGGCCAACAACGCAACUGCCUGCAAUAAUGUCUUCGACAAAAUUAGAAUGCUCACUAACCAAAUGGUAUCAGCAGGUCAAGACACUCGCAUUGUGCAAGAUGCGCUGUGGACAGAGAAAGUUCUCGAAAAAUUUCCAUACAGCAUCGUGAAGAACGUCCUGAUCACUACACAGAACAAGGAAGAGGUCAAAAUUGAAGACAUAGUGAACGAGUUGGGAAAAGAGAUAGGAGCGAAGUAA